CCAAUGCCAUUAAACGAAAUAUUUGUUAAAGAAGUUGGACAUGAUGGAACUUGUUUUCAAAUUAUUCAUAUACAACAACCAACGAACCUUAAAGCGAACGAUAUUUCGGUGAAAAAACAAUGGUUAAAUCAUCUUAAUGCUGCUAGUGAAACAUGCAUGAAAGCAGUUAGACAAGACCAAAAUAAUAACAAAGAUUUAAUUACACCAGUUGAUAGUAUUAAUGGCACAUUAAGAGUCCUAAUAUCCGAUGGAGUAAUUGAAUUAGAUCCAUCCGUUAAUGAAAAAAUUAAUAUUAAUGUCUAUUGCCAAUUACAACUGAAUAGACAAAUAUUUAAAACCAAAGUUAUAAAAGAUAGUUUAUUUCCAUGUUGGAAUCAGCAUUUUGUAAUGUUUUCAUCAUAUUCUGAUGAUCUGGAUGAUCAUUGGUUGUAUAAUGAUAUCUUGUAA
Entrophospora sp. SA101 is the source of this 447-nucleotide messenger RNA. The record is from the annotation of a GenBank genome assembly. NCBI's taxonomy places the organism in Eukaryota, Fungi, Glomeromycota, Glomeromycetes, Entrophosporales, Entrophosporaceae.